Penicillium waksmanii is the source of this 1065-nucleotide messenger RNA. RefSeq lists its product as uncharacterized. NCBI's taxonomy places the organism in Eukaryota, Fungi, Ascomycota, Eurotiomycetes, Eurotiales, Aspergillaceae. Gene Ontology annotation, cellular component: membrane. The transcript has 2 exons. Bases 1 to 1065 code for a protein of 354 amino acids. The record is from RefSeq and is a predicted model, not a curated record.
AUGGCUGUCGACGCUCAAGAAAAGCCUCAUGGCUACUAUCUAUACAAGCCUAGCCAUAUCCUACCAGCCGUCUUUGCGGCGCUUGUGGCUGUUUCUUUGAUCCUGCACACUUUGCAAAAUAUUCGCUAUAGAUUCUGGCGCAUUACCUUCUUUAUCAGCUGGGGAGGUAUCAUCUUUACCACUGGAUGGAUCCUUCGAUGUAUCUCCAGUUACUAUCCUGACCACUUGGGACUCUAUGUCGCCCAAGCUGUCUUUAUCUACCUAGCCCCUCCCGUCUACUCGGCUGCCGCAUACAACAUUGUCGGCCGUCUGAUGAACUAUCUCCCCAUGCAUGCAGUCCUGAAUCCCGAUCGCGUGCUGAUCUUCUUCGUCUAUCUCGGUGCUGCAGUCGAGGGCAUGACUGCUGCCGGAGCUGCCAAGAACGCAGCGGCAGGAAAGGAGCUAGACGAAUACAAGAAGGGCGGCCAGCUUAUCGCUGCCGGCCUCAUUCUGCAAGCUGUUGUGGAAAUGCUUGUCAUCGCGAUCGUGGCGACAGUUCAUCGCCGCGCAGCAAAGGCCGGCAAAGUCACUCAUAACGUGCAACUGGUCUGUUUCACCCUAUACGGAACCUCGACCUUUGUGGUUCUGCGCUGUGUCUUCCGCGCUGUCGAGUCCUUUGAAAUGUUUGACAAGCUUGGUUGUACCGAGAACUGCGGAGCGAUCCUCAGCAAUGAAUGGUAUCUGUAUGCAUUCGAACUAGGUCCAAUGUUGAUAUUUACCUACUGGCUGAACCUAUUGCACCCUGGACGCUAUCUACCCAGACAAAAGCAUCGCUAUCUCGGUACUGAUGGUCGGACUGAACGCGUUGGACCUGGCUGGAGAGAUCGCCGUAGUCGAUGGGAGACUUUUGUCGACCCCCUUGACGUGAAGGGCAUGUUCAAGGGCCAAGCCUCGCAUGAAAAGUUCUGGGAAAAUCCCGAGCAGUGGCCUGCCUGUACAGACGGUAGUUUUGCGGAGGGAACGGCCUCAAAUGUCAAGAAUCAGGGCUAUUCGAAGGAAAAUGUCUUACUUGCCAAUCAAGUUUAG